AUGUUCGAAGACUCCACGCGUAGUCAUUCUAACGAAAACACCAAAGAAACUCAGGGGAAUGCUAUGUCAGCACCACUCUCUACGACUGCACAUGAAGAUAAUGCCCUGUAUUCUCUUGACGUUUUUGAGGGAUUUCAAGAGCCUAUAGGAUACAUAAGCAAUGGCGGGGGAAAUCUUGGGGGCGACGAGUGUCCGACAUACCACAUGAUAGAUUCGAACAACUGCCAUGUUUUGAGGGAAAUAGUGUAUUUGAAUGCUGUUCCUCAGGAGAUUCCAUCUAAUGACUACAGUAAAGGUGCUUGGCUUGCAGAUUUGGAGUCUACUGAUAUCGGCCAUGUUGUCAACACCGAUGUUGUUUCGCAGGCAGUACCUGGUCCUCCUGUUCCCCUAUCUGAAACUGCAGCCACCCUGCGGUGUCCUGAAUGCAGUGAUUCCGUUAACUGUGAAUGCCAAUUUUACUUGCAUAGAAUACUGCAACAUACAUCACUUGAUUCCCUUAAUGACCUCAAAUGUCAAAUAUGUGGCAAAACUUGCUCAAGAAUAUCUGCAUUUAAAAGCCAUCUAUCACUUCAUUUACUUCGAAAUGAUCAAGUUUGUCCUCAUUGUCAAACACAAAUUUCCUGUUCCACGUCUGCUCAGGACACCGACGAACAGGUUAUCCCGAUGCCCUCAAAUCAGUACCGAUGUCGGCUUUGCGGAAUUAAUAAUUCAUCAUUGACUCAACUCCGUAUGCAUUAUAAGCACAAUCACCCCAAGAGGCAGGCUGACAACUCGGAAACUUUACCCUCAUCUAAGAUACACGAACCUUCGGAAUCAUCCAGUUCUCAAUCUCGUGGACGUAGCUGCAAAGUCAAGGCAUCGACAUUUAUAAAAGAGAUAGCAACAGCCUCAAAACAUAAAAAGCGUCGCCCGCCUCCUACGUCAGAGCCUGUGCCAUCCCCUCAGGUCAAGCACAUUGACUACUCCCAGCAUGUGAAGAAAGUUUCCGUAUCAAAAAAGAAACAGGUCUUCCAAUGUGAAAUCUGUGGCAAGAAGCUAUCCUCAAUGACUAUAGCUAAGGCGCAUGUAUUAACACAUUUAGGAGUGAAGCCAUUCUCCUGUCCCAUUUGUUCCAAAUCAUUCACACAAAAGGGGUCGGUUGAUACCCAUAUGGCUAUUCACAACGCAGCAAAACAGCUUUCAUGUCAGUUUUGUCAGAAGAAGUUUACGUUCAAGCAAAACCUCGAUGUUCAUCUUUCAAGGUAUCAUAGAAAGCUGGCCAAAGCGACAAACAGUGCCCAAAAAAGUCAAGAGUUUCAUUCUUUCAUCGUAAAGUAUGGGUAUCUUUCGUAUUCUAUACUGUCUUCAUUCUACCUCUUUUUAUCGAUGUUUACUAGUUAUACCGGUAGGCGGUGUGCCUGUCGCUUUUGUUUCUUAACAUUUUCUAGCAUUUCUAUGCAUUGUUCGCACGAACUCUUGCACCUCAAAAGGCGGAAAUUCUCAAAGUUAUAUGCGUUGGGACUCCGAAGGCGAUUAGUUCGUCCGUAUCUUCGAAAGUCUGUGGACAAAUCUAGAACUGAUAUCAAUUUUAUCCAUCUCUUGGAAUCCAAUUCUGAGGAGGUUCUUAGACCCUACUCGGAGAAAUCGAUCCGUCGUUGCUCUUUCUGUAAUUUCAGCUCCUACAAUAGUGUGGCUCUCUCUCUUCACAGACAAGACCAUCGAUCUAUUCGCAAACGUCAUCUUGAUAAGCUGAAUUCUAUUAGCUUGUUGCUGAAUGCUUCACAGCCUUACUCCUGCUGUCCUUGGUGCUCGAAAAUUUUUACAUCCACGCGCAGCUCCAAGUUGCAUUUCGUAACACACUUCAUGGCGGAUGCUUUUGUUUGUGAGAAAUGCGACCGUCGUUUCGUUAGUGCUAUCCUGUGCAGGCGACACAUGCGCUUGAAGCACGGUUUGCGAAAAUUUAAAAUGCGAGUAAUCCUUCGCUUUGACCUACCCAUUAGUCUGCAACGUCGAAUAAGUCUAAAACCGGUGCUUCUUGCUGAGCCUUCGAUCGUUCCAAUUGGCGAUUCUAACAUUCCAGUAGAGAUAAUUCAACUCACUGAAGCCCAACAAAUCCAACCUACUACCUUCACUGAACAGCUGAGUCAGGAGGUUGUAUGGCUCUCUGAGCCAGACUUCCAUAUUCCUGAUGUAUCACAGUCCUCCGUAAUAAUUGUGCCGCCAGAUUCUGGUCAAGAACAGUUGGCAGAUACACAGAUUUUUCCAAUGGAUCAAUCAUUCGUCCUGGGACAGGGUUUCCAGCCAGGAGACAUGUUCCUUCUCCCUCAAGGUUCGGUUCUUGAUAGUCUAGACAGUUACAAUCAGGGCGUAUUCUACAGCGAUCAGGUCAAUUUUGUCGAUGCGUCGACCUUCGAAACGGACUACCAACCUAUGGUCGACUUCGUCCAGGAAUCCAACUCAACGUUAGACUUCAACGCCGAAGUUACAAUAGCAACUGAUGCUCCUCCUCCUCCUCCUCCUCCGCCACCACCACCACCACCGCCACCGCCACCGCCACCGCCUCCUUCACCAUCACGGUUAACUCAGGAGAUCCUAGAUCAACAAACAGGUAUCGUAGAUCUUUUCGGUUGCUGCCAAUGCACGGCGCGGUUUGAUAAUGGCGUAGCCCUAUCAAAUCACGUCAUUUCGCAUGCCACAUCCACACGGUAUAGUGUCUGUUUGACAUGCGGAACAAGUCGGCUGGAUACGGAAGGUGUUGUUUCGUGCGGCAUCUGCGGUCAAAGUACCUUUCAUCGGGUCGAUGCACUGUUAGACGAUGCAAUGAUCGGUUGUGCGCGGUUCUAUUGCACUCACUGCAAUCUGGUCUUCCCGGAGUUGCACCAGCUUGAGGCACAUGUGGCCGAGUUGACCACGGCAACUAUCUUUCAACAUCCACCGAUUGUGGAGGAAGUGGUGACUGUGGAUUCUGUUCAGCCACCAUCUUGUAACAGACGACCCGCGCAACAAAAGAAAACGCAUUUCGAGUUGUGCGCGGAAGAAGUACAAAAAGUCAUACAGAAUCAACCCACGGCUGAGUCAAGUCUCUCAGAGAGGCUGCUGUACGAGGCUGCCUGCGAACGAGAUUUGAGGAGUUAUCCAAAGGGGAGUGGAAGACUGGUGGAUGAUUCGUCGACUCCGAAAGAGCGACCUCACGUCUGCACAGUCUGUUCUUUCCGCUUUCAACGCAGCUCCGACUUGCAUAGGCAUAUGUUUCUGCACACAGGGGUCCGACCAUACAGCUGUAAGUUCUGUAAUCGCCGGUUUAUUCUCCCUCGACGUUUGCUGGCCCACGCGACUCGUUUACAUGGCUCUGAAGGAGCAGCAUGGGCCACCGCCUUCCUUUCUGGUCGACCGCGGUCUCGCCGUUUUCUCUCUCUCACCUCUGCUUCUUCUGCCUCUUUCACCUGCCAUUUAUGUGGUGCUGUGUGCAGCAGUACUGGCAGUCUCCACUCUCACAUGCGUAUUCAUACUGGUACUAAGACUUAUGCCUGUCCCAAUUGCUCCCUCUCCUUCCGCACCCCCAUACAGCGAAAGCGCCACCUCAAUGUAUGUCAGAAACGUUCCAUGGAGCCACCAGCGGACCUCGAUGCUGCACAGGCAGAGCCGCCAUCUUUUGGCCUAACUCCCUACCUUAUCAAUUUACCGCAGUCCAGUGGAUUUAAGGAGCUUCUUACUGCCGAUAUUCACUCUGCUCCUCCACCUCCUCCUCCUACUCGAACCUCCACUUCGUCCCAAAAAUACGUCAAACUGGACGACAAAGCGGCAACUUCCUCGAGCUAUAUUAGUCUCUGGCAGUGCAAACACUGUCUAGAGAACUUCACAACCAACAAAGCGUUUGCAAAUCACAACUGUCCCACACAGGCUACGUUUCCACGAACUCUACACCAAUUGGAAAAGGAAAAUGCCUCGAGGGGUCCUGGCGGGGCUAGCCGCAGCCCUCACUCCUGCUCUGUCUGCGCUAAGGUGUUCAUUCGAUCCACGGAUCUGAGGCGUCACGAACGAGUGCAUUCAAACGAGCGACCAUUUGUAUGCGAGGUAUGUAGUGCGCGGUUCUCGCAAAGUGGUAGUCUACGGAUCCACCAACGCAUACACGAGGAGUCGGGGCGGCGUUUCAAAUGCCGAGUCUGUGGAGUCGCUUUCUUCGUGCGCAGCAACAUGCUGCGGCAUAUGGCGCGGGUGCAUGGACACCCAGCUAGAGGUUGUAACACGGCGGUGGAUUCUUAG
Molecule: messenger RNA, 4242 nt
Organism: Hydatigera taeniaeformis
Lineage: Eukaryota; Metazoa; Platyhelminthes; Cestoda; Cyclophyllidea; Taeniidae
Source: the annotation of a GenBank genome assembly